CCUGGCCGAGGCGCGAGGCCCUCCUCCUGUCUCUCCGCCUACUCCAACCUCCGCCGCCUCAGCAUCCCGAGCGAGCCUUGCGGCCGCCGGAACAGCUCCCGCGGCGGAGCAGGAGCCGGAUGGUCAGAGGAGCCCGGCAGUCCCAGCAGCCGCGGAGUCGCCUGGCCCCCAGUUACAGGUCUCAUUUGUUUGGUCUGUAGACUGACUGGCACAGUGGAGAAACCACCUCGAAAAAGGAAAAGCAGGACUGAAUUUACUCUUAAAGAAACCAUGUCCUCUGGAGGUGCUGAAGAUGACAUCCCACAGGGAGAGCGGAAGACAGUUACAGAUUUCUGUUAUCUUUUGGAUAAAUCCAAACAGCUGUUCAAUGGGUUAAGAGAUUUGCCGCAGUAUGGACAGAAGCAGUGGCAGUCCUACUUUGGAAGAACUUUUGAUGUUUACACAAAACUCUGGAAAUUCCAGCAACAGCAUCGACAAGUCUUGGAUAAUCGGUAUGGCUUGAAGCGGUGGCAAAUAGGGGAAAUUGCUUCCAAGAUUGGGCAGCUGUAUUACCACUAUUAUUUACGAACAUCUGAGACCAGCUAUCUGAAUGAGGCUUUCUCUUUCUACUCUGCGAUCAGACAGAGAUCAUACUACUCUCAAGUUAAUAAAGAGGACAGGCCUGAGUUGGUUGUUAAGAAACUCCGAUACUAUGCAAGAUUUAUAGUAGUUUGUCUUCUUCUUAACAAAAUGGAUGUUGUGAAAGAUCUGGUAAAGGAAUUGUCUGAUGAAAUUGAAGAUUAUACUCAUCGCUUUAAUACUGAAGAUCAAGUAGAGUGGAACCUGGUGCUUCAAGAGGUGGCAGCAUUUAUUGAGGCGGACCCUGUGAUGGUGUUAAAUGAUGAUAACACCAUUGUUAUCACAUCCAAUCGCCUCGCUGAAACAGGAGCUCCAUUGCUGGAGCAAGGCAUGAUUGUGGGACAGUUGUCUCUAGCUGAUGCACUCAUUAUUGGUAAUUGUAAUAAUCAGGUUAAAUUCAGUGAAUUAACUGUUGACAUGUUCCGGAUGUUGCAAGCUUUGGAGAGGGAGCCAAUGAAUUUAGCAUCCCAGAUGAAUAAACCAGGAAUACAGGAAUCAGCUGACAAGCCCACCAGACGAGAAAACCCCCACAAGUAUCUGCUCUACAAACCAACCUUCAGCCAGCUGUAUACUUUCUUAGCAGCAUCUUUUAAGGAGCUGCCUGCCAAUAGUGUGCUUCUGAUUUACCUGUCAGCCACUGGCGUUUUCCCCACAGGUCGUUCUGAUGGUGAAGGUCCUUACGACUUUGGAGGUGUACUUACUAAUAGUAACCGGGAUAUUAUAAAUGGAGAUGCAAUCCACAAACGAAAUCAGUCCCACAAGGAAAUGCACUGCCUUCAUCCUGGAGAUCUCUAUCCAUUCACAAGGAAACCCCUGUUUAUCAUCGUGGACUCCUCCAACAGUGUUGCCUACAAGAAUUUCACAAACUUAUUUGGACAGCCACUCGUCUGCUUGCUUUCUCCCACGGCAUAUCCAAAAGCUUUGCAAGAUCAGUCUCAGCGAGGUAGCCUCUUCACUCUCUUUUUGAACAAUCCUCUAAUGGCCUUCCUAUUUGUGUCUGGAUUGUCAAGCAUGCGUAGAGGCCUGUGGGAAAAGUGUCAAGAAUAUCUUCGAAAAAUCAACCGUGAUAUUGCCCAGCUACUGACCCAUUCACGUUCCAUAGAUCAGGCCUUUCUCCAGUUUUUUGGAGAUGAGUUUCUUCGAUUGCUUCUCACAAGGUUUGUCUUCUGUUCAGCCACCAUGAGGAUGCACAAGGCCUUUCGGGAAACUCGAAAUUACCCAGAAUCCUAUCCACAACUGCCAAGGGAUGAAACUGUGGAGAAUCCUCACCUUCAGAAGCAUAUUUUAGAAUUGGCCUCCAUUCUGGAUGUUCGGAACAUCUUCUUUGAGAAUUCUAUGGACGACUAUUAAAACCCUCAUGUUUAACAGUUUUCAUCUUCCACAGGUUUUAAACGGUGCAGUUUUUGUGUAAUGACAGAGACCGUUACUCAGUUUUUUGUUUUUGUUUUGUUUGUUUUUUUGUGUGAAUUUAGGAACCACCAUUUUAAAGGCAAACUGAAAAAAAGUUCAAAGUUUUAGGAUAACUUUUAAAAUAUAAUCUUUCAAGUCUUUUAAAGUCUCAAUCUUGAAAUUUUUAUUUUUUUGGUUUUGAAAUUAGAUACUUACCUCCAACAUCCAAUCCUACAUUCAGAUAGGUACUAUUGCCUCCCUAAGAAGAAUAAAUUGUUUAUUUUUACAUAAUGAGAAUAAUCCAGAAGUUAUACUUGGACCUUUAAAUGUCUGGAUUUAGGAAAUAAUCUAACUGUUCAUAGUGGUGAAACUGGCCACAUGGACUACUGAAAAUCAAGAGCAGAGCCCUUCUGUAGAGUUUCUUCUCACUCCACGAUAAUAGGUAGGAAAAUAAUGUACAAAGGAAUUUCUUGAGAUCACUGAAUUUCAUUAAAUGUUUUCAAACUUUUAGAAUCUGUUUAGGAUUGAUUUACAUCUGGAAAAUAAAUCUUCAAUUGGAAUUUUGAGGUUACAGAGCUUACUUAGAAUGUGAAUAUAUUAUCAUGAGAUUUUUUGUAUAUUUUAUUUUCUUUGUAGUCUUGAAUGCUGGAAAUAUAAAGAAAAAUACUUUUAAAUAUUUCAGCCAAAAAUCAAGUCGUUGGUUUCAUAACCCUGGACUGUCUCCAGUAGGAUUUCUACAUAGACUAUUCAUUGACAGUAUCAGGCUUUAAAUUGUAUCUUAAUGGAUCCAUUGGUAUACUCACUGCACAGUUUCUAAUUCUUUUUCAUAUUCGAGUUUCCAAGGCAUCAAUGUCAGAGAUACUGUCAAUGUGAGUUGAGGAUAACUGGGUUACUGGAAAGUAAAUUGUGAGUUGGUUUUACAUUUGACAAUUUGGAAGUAAGAUAUUAAAACUCCCUAUGUUUUGUUAUUUUGUAUUCAUGCACAAGUUUUUAUUAUUAUUUUAAAUAGGACUCAGUAAUAUAAAGGUUUUUGUGUGUUCUUCUCCAUCUCCUUCAUAAUCUCAAAGGUACUAGCUGUGAAGGUUCCUCCCAUCAUGGCUCCUUUGGACUGCAUGGCAUUUAAGGUCAGAAAUGCGUGACUCACAGGCCUUCUGCCUGUUUUCUGUAUAGGCUCAUUGUCUAACUCUGGUGGUUCCUAGAGAAAUGGGGUGUCUAUUUCCAGUACCUCUUUCCUAAGGAAUUUUUUUUUUUUUCUCGAGGCAGGGUUUCUCUGUGUAGCUUUGGAGCCUGUCCUGGAACUCACUCUGUAGUCCAGGUUGGCCUCGAACUCAAAGAGAUCCGCCUGCCUCUGCCUCCUGAGUGCUGGGAUUAAAGGUGUGCACCACCACCGUUCAGCCCUCGUAAGGAAAUCUUGAUGUGUUGUUUUAACCUGGUUACCUUUUCUCACCUAGAGCAACACUUGAGGCUAAGUUGUAGCCCUAUCUGCUCCAGUGCACUAACUUCAUGAAGUCUAGGUUAUGGUUGGGUCAGGACUUAGGAUGUUUCAUUUGCUUUUAAAAUUGUUUGUUUGUUCUUUCAUUCCAUAUUGCUUAAAGGUUGGGAAAAAGUUACUCUGGAAAGAGCCUUUCCAGGUGGUGGUUUUUCAUUUUUAAAAAGCCUACUUCCCACCAGGUAGUGGCACACACCAUUAAUCCCAGCACUGGGAAAGCAGAGGCAGGCAGAUCUCUGUGAGUUUAAGGCCAGUCUGGUCUACAGAGCAAGUUCCAGGACAGCCAGGGCUACAAUACAGAGAAACUCUGUCUCAAUAAAAAAUAAACAAACAAGAAAUAGCCUAUUUCUCUUUGUUUGCAAAACCAUAACAUAUCAUGGUUUUCCUUUCCCAACUCUUCUCCUAGACUGUAGCAAUAGAUGAUGAUUAGCUGUCUGGCCUCUUGUCCAGUUCCCUUAUGUGCUGUGUGUACAGCACACAUUUUACUGUUCCCUGACAUUUAAAGUGGCUCUGUCCUGUGUUUAAUCCCUUUUUGCUAAGCAUAAGAACCACUGGUUUCAAAUCCAAGAAAUCUGAUUUCUGAUCCUGGCUUCUCUAGUAACUAGCAUGAUGCCCUUGACGAGUAGCUUCAUGUGUCUGCUUCUUAGUACUCCUCUGUAUAAAACAGAGUGACUCACCCAAGAUCCUAUUCCUGUCUGUCAUUCUACAGUUCGGAGCCUUCGUUCCAAAAAUGUUGAUUUCCUCCCUGUUGCUUCCAGAAAAGUUGAUUUGUAUGUUUUUAGCACUAUAACAUCCUUUUCAUAUCAUGUUUAAUAAGAUUGUUUUUUUUUUUUAAAAAAAAAAAAAAAUCCUACAUCCUACUUAGUUGUUUUGAGACUUGUUUAGAGAAACUGUCCUGGGCAUAUUAGACCUUCCGUGAUCAGAAAUAUAUGUGUCUUAGAGAUCAUAAAGUAAAUCUAGAUUAUAACACAGGCCUUUAAACUAAUAGUAAUGCAAUUCCUAACUGGUGGUUAAAGAUCUAAAGUGGACCAAAACUGAAGCUGUAGCUCAAUGGUAGAUCAUUAAGCUAACAUUCAGAAAUCCAAUGUUUGGUCUCCAUCACUAGGGGGAAAAAAAUUCAAAAAGAAAGAAAAAAAUAGAAGCAAUUUUGAGAUGGGUAUGGUGAUGUGUGCCUAUAGUCUUAGUACAUAGGAGGCUAAAUCAGGAGGAUUGCAAAGUCAGGGCUAAUCUAGACUGUAUAGCAAAAGCCCAUCUCAGAAAUAAUUGCUAAGAGAUCUUGAAUCUUUUGAGAGCAAAACUACAGUAGGAAAUUUGAAGCUUUUUCUAAAUCUAUGCCUUUAAACAAACAAACAAACAAAAACAUGUAUUAUGUAGUUGUACAGCUGCCAUGCACCACAUUUUCUUAAUGACACUUGGAAUGCAAGAAAGGAAACUUAACAAUCCUUGCCUUGAAGAUGAAGAUUGUGGCUCAGUAGUAGAGCCUUGCCCAGCAUGCACACAGCCCUGGUUUCCAUUCCCAGUGCUUAAAGGUGGAGAGCCUCAGGAGUUCAAGGCCACCCUAGCAUACAGAGUGAGCACUUGACCAACCUUGGCCACAUCAGACCCUGUCCCAAAAACUGAUUGGCUUAUUUUAAGCCCUAUUUAAUCGUAGAUUUUAUUUAAAAAAAAAAAAAAAAAAACACCUUAAAUAUUGGAGCUAAAAACAGCAAAGCUGAGGAAGCAAAAUUUUUGUACUCAAAUUGCACAAAUCUCUUAUAGAUCCUGGUAAAGUUUCUAGUCUCUUAAGAAUCACUGUAAACGGUGGGCAGUAGUGGCACACGCCUUUAAUCCCAGCACACAGGAGACAGAGGCAGGCGGAUCUUUGAGUUUGAGGCCAGCCUGGUCUAUAGAGCAAGUGCCUGGACAGCCAGGGCUACACGGAAAAACCUUGUCUCGAAAAACAACAAACAAAAAACCACUGUAAACCAACUAGAAAGCAUCAAACUGCAAGAGACCAGUUACAUACAAAGCAAAGUGAAACACAAUGAGAUUUUCUUUCUGUAUCCAUAUAGUUCUGAUAUAAGGCAGCCACCUUUCCUGUUUUAUAGAAGAAGCAGCAGAGAUGUCAGAAGCUGCUGAUCUCAUCUCAGCCCCCUCUCUCCAGUAGCUCAGGCUUCUUUCUGUAUUGAACAAGAGGGAAAACUUUAGAGCUGUAUUUAACAUAAGAAUUAAGAUUUUAUUCUCACUGUAUCAGAUACUCAAACCAGUCAGGAUGAAGUUCAAUUAUAGAGUGCUUGCCUAGCAUUUGCGAGGCCCUAUGUUUAAUUCCCACUAAAAUGAAUAUUCAUGCCAGUGAAUCAUUCACUCCAGCAUAUUUUUAACAAUUAUAAAAUCAUAUGUUUUUUUUUUCUUUGAUUUUAGUCAGGAUAUAUUCUUUGUAUGUAAGUGUUUCCUUCCUAGGAAGUGGUGCUCUCGAAACCUUUCAAAGCACAGAAUUUAUUGUGCCCUUUAUAUUUUUAAACAAAGUUUAAAUGUCCCACAGUUUUGGAAUUGUACUUGAGGUUUUCCUGACUCGGGGUUUGGGUUUGGAGUUUGGUUUUGUUUUUCUUCUCCGUCAUGCAAUAGAAUUCUCUUAAAUGGGUAAUGGUACUGAAUUUCAUUAAUGUCAAGGGAGAAGUCCAAAUCAGACUCCUGAAUCAGUUACAGACCCUUCUCUAGCAUUCUUCUCCAAGUUCAAUCUCUGUCUGUGUCUGAGGAGUGGUUUCAACGUAGGUGAAAAAUCUCAAUUAUCCCUGGAGACUUAUAAUCACCCCAAUAACCAGAGAAUGUUCUGGAAUAGAUACAUAUUAAGAUGCCAGGAUCUGCAAACUUGGCCACUGCCAGAAUCAUCUGUCCACCUUGUGUGAGUAUAAGACAAUAUGAAUCUGAAUCUGAAUGCCUUGAGUCUCCUGGUGAUGUGGGGGUGAUUUCUGUUCUCAUGUUUACUUGGAGAAUUAAAGAGUAUUUAGGUUGAGGGUUCUUUUUAGAACUUAUUUAUUUGAAAUUCUUAUUUUUAAUGGCAUGUGUAUAUUUUUGUGAUGCUAAAUGCAAUCUCUAUAAAUUUUUUGUAUAUAUGCGUACAUAUCUGUAAAUAUCUUGGUAUGCAGUUAUACAGUGUGUGUAUAUAUUAUAUACCCAUACCCAUUGUGGGCUGAAUUUAUUUUAGUUCUGUGAGGACAUCAGAGUGGCAUUGUUCCUGCUACUAUAAUUAGGUUGUGGCUCGAUCUCAUCCACAAGCCUCAAUUUUAAGGGGCUGUGUUGGGAUAAAAUGGGCUCCUUUGGAGUUCAAAUUAUUCUCAGCUUUAAAGUCAUCUACAAACUUCAAUUUAAAUUGAUAAGUUUGCUAGAAACCUGGAAACCUAAGUUUGUGAAACUGAGACACCAGUAGGAUCUUAAUCUUUCUUAGUCCCUUAUUUUUCUUAGCACAUAUUUGAGAGCUACUACUGAGUAGAAAAUUGUUUAUAUUAGGAUUUUGGGGGGCUAUUGAAAAAAUUACUUUGCUCACAUUUGAAAAUAGGAAAUGGCUUUUAAGUAGAAGAAAUACCCAUGUUUAUCAUUUCAAUAUCUGUUAUUAAAUUUUAAUUUUGAAUUUUUUUCCAUUAAUAUGCUCAUUCUGUAUGUGUCACUGUGAGGCAGAAGAAAGGGCAUUAGCUAAAGAAAGGUCGAACCUUGGUGGGCUGGACAGAGAGGAGCUGGGUUGUUGAUGUGUGUGUCUGUAGCAGUGUCUGCUUAAGUAGACUUUUCUUAAUGGCAUUGCAUAUCAAAAAUGAGUCUUUUGAUUUGGUUUGGGAAACCAAAUCUGUGUAGCCAUGGCUGCCCUGGAACUCACUCUGUAGUUCAGCUGGCCUUGAACUCAGAAAUCUGCCUCCGCCUCUGCCUCCUGAGUGCUGGGAUUACAGGCAUUGUGCAUCACUACUCAGCUUGUUCUACAGUUUAACCAUACAUUCACCCUCGAAGUAGAUUUCUUAAUAUGAAGUGCCUGAGAGGCUAAGAAACCCUAGGCUUUCAAUUAAGCACUGUGUGUGUGUGUGUGUGUGUGUGUGUGUGUGUGUGUGUGUGUGUGUAGGUACAUCUGUAAUUCCAGUUCUUGGGAGAAGGAGGUAGGAGAAUCAAAAGUUCAAGGCUAGCUUCUGCUGCAUAGCAGUUUCAGGGACAGCGUAGGCUACAGGAAACCCUGGCUCAAAAAUCAGAUCAGAAAGGCUUGAGAUGAUAGUGUUAGGGACAUUAAAAUUAUAGAAAAUAGGUACAUUGACAGUUUGUGAAUGUUUGGAUAUUGCAGAGUAUAUCUUUAGUUUAUACAUUUAUUUGCAUAAAUGAAUAUAAAGGAUGUUUAAACACUUUUAUACAUUCACUGAAAAGAGUAAAGUUAUUUCUGCAUUGUAAAGUAUAACUGCAAGGCAACUUCCUACUCCAUUCUUCAAAAAAAAUCAAACCUCUUUUAUUAACAUUAAAUUGUUUUAAAGAGAAAAAACCAGUUCAAGUCAAUUCUGCCACUUUUAAAAUUAUUACAUUUACCUCCCCAUUGUUUCAAUUAUACUCUUAGUUAUCUUUUUUCAAAAUAUACUAAGAUGCAUUAAGGUGUUAUUUCUGAGAAAUCCUUCAAAAAAAAUAUUCACAGGCUCUAAUGUUGGUUAAGCAACCAAACCUUUUUGCAGGUUGUUUAAAAUUGAUGACACUAGGGACUGGUGAGAUGGCUCAGCAGUUAAGAGCACCUUUUUGUUUGUUUUUUUGCUUUUUUGAGACAGACCCUCUCUUUGUAGUACUGGCUGUCCUAGAGCUUACUAUAUAGACUAAGCUGGCCUUGAACUCACAGAGAUCCUCCUACCUCUGCCUCCUGAGUGCUAGGAGUAAAGUCAUGCACCACCAUGCCCAGCCAAGAGGCCUCUUACAGAGGACUUGGGUUUCAUUCCUAGUACCCACAUGGCUCCUCACAACCUUCAUUACUAGGGCGUCUAACAGCCUCUUCGGGUCUCUGUGAGCACUGCAUGCACAUGAUGCAUAGACAUAUUAUGCAGGCUAAACACUCAUACACUUAAAUAUUCAUUUUUUUUUUUUAAAGCAUAGUAGGUAAGGUUGAUGUUGUACCUGUAACUUAUGUCCCAAACAGUUACAAAGCUGGUAACUUUGCAGUUGAAUAAAACACGAAUUGCUGAGAAAACCAAGCCUUUACCCUACAUUCUCUUGAAUUCUUAUAUGCUGAUGUUGCACACAUAGUCAACUUCGAGUCUUUCCUGAAUACUGGGACCACUUAACUUAAUGAAAAUAAAAAGGUGAUUCGUCGUCCUCAGACUAGGCCUUCCAAACAUAAAUCUAUACUUAGUCCCAUUUUCCCUGAGUUCUGAGCACAAGAGUUAAUUUUCAACAUCUUUAUAUUUAAUGGAGAAUAAUUUAUGUGUGGCUAGGAUAAUCGCCUGCUUACCUGGAAGGAAUGAUAAAGAAGAACAUGUGAUUAGGUGAGCAUAAGUGUAUGAAGUAUAACUAAUUUGGUACCAUAGAAGUAUUUUCUUUGAAAUCCUGUAACUAUGUUUUCUAAAGUGAAAAUCAGUAUAGAACUCCAUUUUUACACAACACUGUUAAUUAUUCAGAACUGUAACACCAUUUCAUAAUUCUUUUUUUUACCGUUUCAUAAUUUUAAAAUAUCAUUAAUAUCUUUUUGUGGUUUUAUCUUUUUUUUUUUUUUUAACGUUAGCCGACUACUCAAAGCAGUGGUUUUGGGGGUUUUGUCUUGUUUUGUUUUACAUAUUCUGAUAGCAGAUUCGGACUUUUAAAAACAAUUUAAAGUACAUGACAUUGCAUUUUACAGACUCAGUCUGAAUUUAGUCACAGAACAGUCUACAAGUUGCAAAUAUUUUUCCUUUAAGUGGACAAUUCUAGUCUGUAUCCUAAGACAAUCAUCUUUUUAGAUGUAUUGUUUGUGGGAAUAUCACUAAUUUCAGAUUUCAGACUUUAAUUUUCUCACAGGCUGAUGAAAUGAAAAUUAAUGGGUUGUUACAUCACUCUCAAAUUAAAGGAAUUAUGGCAAGUUGUUACAGGUCUGCAGUGCAAGGUAUUUAAAUUUUUUUAUUUGUGUAUUAUCACUAUUUUGUCUUUUUUUUCCCCUUUUAAAACUGUCAUGAAUGUCCAAUCGUCCCUGGUUCAAAAGUGAGAUUUAUAAACAUUACAGUUUGAACCAUGAAUUUUCUUAAAAAUGAAGCAAGCAAAAAUAGCCAUUAUAGCUGGGCAGUGGUAGUACACGCCUUUAAUCCCAAUAUUCAGGAGGCAGAGGCAGGUGGAUCUCUCUGAGUUCCAGGACAACCAGGGCAACACAGAGAAACCCUGUCUUGAAACCUUCCCCCCACCAAAAAAAAAUAAUAACCAUUAUAAAAUUUCAAAUGAUGUUACCCCUUUCCUCAGUAAACAUUUCCAAACCACAGAGACAUGCCACUGUAUGUUUCAAAAUUUAACUCCCAUCCUCUUCUGCACUCCUAAGUUAAAAGGAUACAGUUAUGUAUUUUAAAAACUUCAGGGGGAAAACAUUAAAGUGUCAUAGGAUAAUAAGUUUUGUUACUAGUUCCUGAAAAAUGGGUUUUUUAAAUAAUUCUUUAUUAUAUCAUCAUUAAAUUACAUUGUGUGGUUCAGUAAAGUAAUUCAGAACUUGAUUUUUGUGGCUUUUUGUUCACCACAUAGACCAUGAUCACUAGUUUUCCAGACUUUUUUUUUUUUUUAAUUUUAAUAAGCCUUGCUCUUCAGCUGGAGUCCUGUAUGUUAUGGGAUUCUUAAAAUUGAUGCAGAAAGGUCUUACAUAUUAAGGAAUGCAGGUAAGUGUCCUAAUAUAUUCUUAGUAGAGACUACAAGGGAAGGAACUUCCCCAGAUAAGUUACCCUGGUUUUCUAGCACCAAUAUAAGUAGUGGUUGCAUUUGUCACUGAAUCACAUGAAGUAGUUAGAAAUUACUUAUUUUACUUUGCUGUAAAGAUUUGUAUAAUUUCACAGAAUUUUGUUAUUUUCUGAGCAGUUUGCAUUUUAAGACUGUCAGUUAGCUUUGUUCAAAGUAUCACUAAAUGUUAAUUUAAUCAAGUAAGAAGUUUUUUUAAAAUUGUUUGAUCUUCUUUACCCUAAAAAUAAUGGUGAAUCCAUUGUCUACAUUGUUAGUCAGAAAUGCACUUGUUGAAAUCAUAGCAGAAACUAUACUUGACUUUCUAGUAAUAUGAAACACUUUAUUAAAAAAUUAUGCUUGUCUGUAACUGAAAUGUUAUAGAGCUGUAACACUGUAGGGAUUAUAGAGUAUAUUUAUUAGCUCUCAAGAGAUUGAAGCACAACAAUUUUCUUGUAACAGUCCUUAUCCAAGUGCUCUCUGUCAUGCAAGUAACAAAGCUAACCAGUUGUUUAUGUAGUUGAUCACAGAUCACUAUUAUCCUUGAGACAGUCUUCAUUUGUAUUAAAAUUUGGGUAUUGUGAGUUAAUAUUUUAGAAUAAACCUGUCAUGUCAGUCAGCUAGCUCUGUAAACUGUUUGGAUUCACAAAGUUUAUGUGUUAAUGAUAAAUUUUGAAGAGACUAUUACUGUAAUGACUUAAGGGGAAAAUUAUAUUGUCAGUAUCAUUUGACUUGAACAUUUGUGUUGUAAAAGUCUUGUCUGUUGGUGUUUCUACAUUGCUUAAACCACACAUUCUCUUAAAGGAGUUUUGUUUUGUUCCUUUCCAGCAGUCAUUUUCUGCUUUUGUCUGUUAAAUUAACAUUUUAUAAACCUUAGAUAUUGACAAGUUCUUGAACAUUUUCUUGAGUUGAUCACUUGACUCGUGAUUUGUCAUAAAGGAUGCAAGCCUUUCACUUCUUCACUACAUAAAUUUCAAACACUGUGAUUCUGCAGAGCAGAUUCUGUAGGCAUUGCAAUGUACUUUCCUGUUACACAGUCCCUAUCACUGAGGGCACUUAAAUAGUAGAGGUUGGAAAAUAAAAUGUUGUUUUGAUGUUUGUUAAAUAACAAGAUUACAGAAUAUUUGUUUUUUGUGGUCAGUGAUUUUGCAUUGAUAAUAUCUCUAGAAUGUGUAUACAUUCAUCAAGUGUGAACUCUUGUAAAUGAAUUUUGUAUCUUGAAUCACGUAUAUAUUAAGUGUUAUCAUCAAUAUAAAAAAUAAACAUUAUUUGCUUAAA
Molecule: messenger RNA, 11644 nt
Organism: Peromyscus californicus insignis
Lineage: Eukaryota; Metazoa; Chordata; Mammalia; Rodentia; Cricetidae
Gene: Scai
Product: suppressor of cancer cell invasion
Exons: 18
Coding region: 271-1968 (565 amino acids)
Biological process (GO): DNA-templated transcription
Cellular component (GO): nucleus
Molecular function (GO): transcription corepressor activity
Source: RefSeq, a predicted model, not a curated record